UACACCACGAGUAGCUCAAAGACCACGCCUUAGCGGAACAUCAGUCUCUUCCCUUUGUUCUUUGAGAGCCAAAUAGGCUACUCUGUGUCAAUAUGACGCGCAACAUUCGCCGCGAAGCUCUCGAGAAGCUUGCGCAGCUAUCCGUCCCAACGACAUCGAACAAGCCGACGAAGGAUAGCUUCACGAAGUUAUAUCAGCGAUGCCCGAGCCUAUCUAAGGCAAAUGGAAGCGCAAAUUCGCAAGAUGGCAUUUCUGUGGCCGGCGUCCGAAUGAGAGUUACCGAACUGGAAACAAUCCUGGCACUUUGUAAGGCGGCACCCUUCGUUGAACCGUCAGAGGUGGCUGCCGAGCUCCUCAAUCGUCUUGCCCCAUACCUACCCGAAUCUUACGCCCAAGUACUGUCACCAUCACCAAACCUCCGCGAUAUCGACCCCUCUCCGUAUGAGGUUUUGACUGGAAGCCUGGCAUCGGCAAUCUUGUCAAUCGGUGUUCGCCACGAGAGCCUGCGACCUCAGGUUUAUGCGACGAUUGUAAAAUAUAUCAAAGGAUGGUCGAAAGCUGCUGCUGAACUCUCCGCGGAUCAAUUCGAUCAUGAUGACCGUGUUGACUUUGCGGCCGAUGGGGAGUUGGCGCGUGUCAUGACGCAGAGCAUGUCAUUGCUGGGAUUCCUGAAUGCAACGGCCGAAUUUGCGGGCUUUUGGAAUUCUUAUGAGAGACUCCAGAUGGUUGAGGAAAUCCGCGCAGCAUUGUCAGAGCAAUACUUGAUCGCAUUCGAGGCAGCAUUGUCGGUGGUCCGCAACGCACGCUCUCACCAACAUGGACUCAGGGAAUGGAAACGUUAUGCGAAACACUAUGCGGCAAUCGGCAGGCCGCUUGGUGCCAUGAUUUUGCAUGAUGCCUUGCUGAAGGUUGUUGUUGCUUCGGCUUCUAUGCUUGUAGAGACACCAGAUCGCAACCCUCAGGAUUCUGUGCUAGUCCAUCUGAGUUCACAAUUUAACAGUAGCCAAUUCGUCCGGUCUGCUUCCGAAAGUGCUUUAGCAGAGGGGUUGACUCAAAUCUCUAUAGAAGAGAUGGAACGCCUAGAGAACGACUUAGACUACCUCCAACGCGUUGGGUCCCCUUGGCAGCAAAAGCAAGCGUCCGCCGUCAAAGCUAAAGUCAUUACGACUUACUUGUGCUGCACUGUCUAUGAUGAGGAUAUAGCGGAAUCCGACCUGUUGAUGUCCUGGUUGGAUCGAGCGUUGAAUGAUCCGGCGCAGGCCUCAGAUGAGGUAUUAGCAUCAACCGUCUUACGAUCAAUGGCAAUCUUAGCAAAGGUGGACACUUCGCUGGCCUCCAAUCUAGGCCGCACACUUCCACGAGCUAUUGUCCAAGGAGGCCUAGACCACAGGACAUCCAACGUUGCUGCAGAGAGCCUGGCUUCAGUACUAAGCCUUUUGCCACAGGAUGCUAUCAUUACAACAUUGUACAGUCUUGGGAACGUGAUCAGCGCCAGUGCGGUGCCCGAUCGUGAAACCGCAUCCCCUGCUCUGAAUGGGACUGGCAAGGCAUCGAGAAAUACCAUAUACAACGAUCACAAUGCCGGAAGUGCGAUAUCCCUGACGCCAAGCGAUGUAGAGGAACCCAAUCACGUUCAAGUCUUGGUUGUUCAAGCAGUGGUGGCCGUGGCCAGAAGCUGCAAGGACGAAAAGAUAACUGCGCUUGCGCUCUCAAUGCUCAUCCAGAAAAUUGGCCGAGCAGACAAAGCCGUAGAGGCCAAGAUCAUCACUGACACUGCACUUCUUGGUAUCCAUAGUGCGCCAGGUGAAUUCCGAGCAUUGCUCAAAAUUUACUCCAAACUCUCCCACGACGCUUUGGUCAAAAACGAUCCGAGCAUGCUUGAAGCUGUGAUGAACGCUCGAUUGUCUCUGUCCAGAGACAUCAAUCCUACAUCCCCGGUCUUCGAAGCUUAUCUGGUCCAUCUACUCGACACUAUAGUGAGCAAGGGCGAUGCACACGAUGCUACGAAUCUUCACCUCCGUGAUAGCGAACUUGCUGCACAAGAGAUAGCACAGCUUCUGCUACCUCUGGCAACUUUGGUCUCUAGGGGUGCCGCCAACCCCGAGGCAAUUGAGCUUGAUGAUUCUAUUAUAAAUCUCCAACGAGAUGCUUGGUUUAACAUUGUUGUACAUGGGUUUGAUCUCACGACUGAUCUAGGGAAAAAACACAUCAGCGAGCUCAAGACGCUAGCGCGAGUUAGCCAACCUCUAAUUGCUGAAGAAAGGGCCACUCUUGUGGAGAGCGACAUAGAGCUGAACACCAUCCUUCGACGAGGCAAGUCUCAAGAGCAUACUGUCGAGCAAAAGAAGCAUUUGUCACAGUUGUUACCAACCUGCGAGGCGGAUAUCAGGUCUCUUAGUUAUUCCGAGGCCGUCUUCCUUAACACAGCCUACUUGGUAGAAGAGCUUCGUGCUGAAUCAGGCGAUUGUACCAAGGCAUUGGCGUAUUUCCUCGAUCCGAAAUUACGCAGUGGCGCAGUUGGCAAUUGCAUGUUCGCAAUUGCUACAGGUGCAACGAGAACUUACGUCUCGAGGACACUUUCUGGCCAGAUACACCAAUUCUCGACACCAUAUCUUGCUCAGCAGCUUGCAACGAUAUUUGCAGGAUGCUGCCAUCGAAUCGCUAGAGUGCAGCAGACAGCGACAGCGUGUGCAGAGAUCAUUAUUCGCGAUGUUCCCUCCACUCUCUGUCAAAAGACAGCCCUUUUUGCCCUAUUGGAGCUCCUCUCGAUCAUGUGGUCUAGCUGUCUCGAGGGAGAGACUGAUGAAUACGGAUGGACGUCCACAUUCAAGUCUCGAAGAUCAAACAUUGUUGUGGAACUUUCCGACGACUACGAUUUUCGUACAACUACUCUAGCCAACUUCCACAAGCGUGCUUCAUUAUGGGUGAAGGGUGUUCUAGAUAUUGCGCCACUUGACAUCAAGGGCUUGUUACAGACUUAUCUUUCAGAGUACGAUGACGAAGGCGUCUAUGGUCAUAUAUCACUUGGCCGUUCAUUUGCACUAGAGAUGGGAUCAGUUAUACCAGCCACAGACCAACGCUUGGGUGCCAUUGAACCCCAGAAAGGGUUUAGUAUCAACACCGCUUCUGACUUUGUUGCGCAAUAUACCACUCGACAGGAGUACAAGUUUAUCGAUGGUUUGAACGAUCAAGAAGAAGAAUGGCUCAGACUUGACCAGAAUUCCACCCGUCGAAGCGAGAACUUUGCGUUCAAGCGAAGUAUCGAAGACGCGACAAAUCUCCUCCUUGACCUGGAGAGCCGAACCCUUGGCCACAAGCACGUCACCAUUGCCGAACUGAGAGAUAUUCUUCGAAGGGCUGCUGCACUAUUGUGCAGGGUCAAGACCGACCAAACGCCAAUUGUCCAACACUUAGUUGGUAUUCCUUUUGCAGUUUUGUCAAAGCAGUCAAUCAAACUUGGGAUAUCGCUCUGGAUGAGCGUCAUUAAGGAAAAUCCCCGCAUGGAGUCUAGGAUUCUCGUCGCCAUUGCUGAAUGUUGGGAAACCACCGUUCGAAUGCGCAAGGGAAUCUUCAGCGACACUCUCAGGCAUGCGGAUCCGUUCUUUGGCAAGCAAGAGUUUGCCCCAACGAACAAGGAAGAACUUUCAAAACGCCAACAACAGAUCUACAAUCUCAUUGCACCUCAUUUCCGACUUGUGCAAUUUUUGUCAAGCCAUUUCAGCGCUACAAGACUUGGCAAUCCAGAUGUCGAGCGAGUGUAUAAUCGAAUGAUGCAUAUUACAUUGGAUGCAAUGGCAGCCGGAUGUCGCCAGCCCCUUGCACGAGAGGCAUAUUUGCAUGUUGUUCUGCUUGGCCUUCGACUUGUACGCCAUUGUACUACGCUUCCUAACGCGAUAAAAUGGAGAUUGAAGGAUCGUAUCUUGACAGCUGGUCUGGCAUGGUUUGCUAAAGCUCCCGAAUGGUCUUUUGGAGGCAACCGGCUUCAGAUCAAGGCUGAAACGCAUGUUCUAUCCGACAUUCAAACACAGCUGCAGGUUGUUGCGAGUGUUGGGGCAACGGCGGAGCAGUCAUUGAAGUCGCUGAAGGCCAAGCAAGAGCUGUUGUCACUUUUAUUGGCUAACGAACAGACACGUCUCAUGGUUUGGCUAUUCCCAUUGAACUACGAGAAGAAGCAUCAUUUUACCUCUGGGCAACACAGCAGAACACUCACGGAUGCUACUGUCACCGCGCAUCUGAAGACAGCAUGGGCUGACAAUCCGAGUGUCGCGGUGCACCUAGUACAACGCUUCCAAUCUACUCGACUCAAUCAGGAGGUUCGUUGGCAGUUGCUCAACUUUCCACACAGAGUUCUAGAUGAACCAGAUGCUCUUGAGAUUCUACUCGAUAAUCAACUACCGAGUGACGUAUCCUUUCAACUCAAAUACUUGAUGUACUGGGCACCUGUAAACCCCAUCACUGCGGUGACAUACUUCCUUCCCGCAUAUGGAAACCAUCCAUUCAUCAUUCAAUAUGCCAUGAGAGCACUUGAGAGUCACUCUGUGGAUGUUACAUUCUUCUAUGUUCCCCAGAUCGUACAGACUCUUCGAUAUGACGUCCUCGGGUAUGUGGAGAGGUACAUCAUCGAAACCGCCAAAUUCUCGCAGUUAUUCGCCCACCAGAUCAUCUGGAACAUGAAGGCCAAUGCUUUCAAGGACGAGGAUUCCCAAAUUCCGGAUCCAGUCAAACCAACACUAGACAAAGUCAUGGCCAGCCUUGAGUCGAGUUUCUCUGAAGAGGAUAUGGAGUUUUACGAGCGUGAAUUCUCGUUCUUCAAUGAAGUCACCGGUGUAUCCGGCAAACUGCGUCCAUUUGUCAAGAGCCCCAAGCCUGAGAAGAAACAGAAGAUUGAAGAGGAGCUCCGCAAGAUUCAGGUCGAAGUUGGUGUUUACCUGCCAAGUAACCCCGACGGAAUUGUGGUUGGCAUCGACCGAAAAUCUGGAAAGCCCCUCCAGUCUCAUGCAAAGACACCUUAUAUGGCAACAUUCCGCAUGAGAAAGCAAAGGAAAGAUGAUGAUCACGAAGGCAUUGCAUCCGACCAAGAGAGUCGUUCCUCCAAGCAGAACACUUACGAAUUUUGGCAAUCCGCCAUCUUCAAGGUCGGCGAUGAUUGCCGACAAGACGUUCUUGCACUCCAGAUGAUAGCAGCCUUCCGUGGUAUUUUCAACAACGUCGGCCUCGACGUUUGGGUAUACCCAUAUCGCGUAACGGCCACAGCGCCAGGCUGCGGUGUCAUUGACGUGCUUCCCAAUUCCAUUUCUCGUGACAUGCUCGGUCGCGAAGCCGUCAACGGCCUUUACGAUUACUUUGUUUCCAAGUACGGCGGCGAAGAGUCCAUUCGCUUCCAAGAAGCUCGAAGCAACUUUGUCAAGAGCAUGGCCGCCUACAGCGUCAUCUCAUUCCUCCUACAGUUCAAAGAUCGCCACAACGGUAACAUUAUGAUUGAUGACGCGGGUCACAUCAUCCACAUCGACUUUGGUUUCUGCUUCGACAUUGCCCCUGGAGGUAUCAAGUUCGAGCGUGCGCCGUUCAAACUCACCACCGAGAUGAUUGCCGUAAUGGGCGGCUCGCAAUCGUCGCAGGCAUAUCGAUGGUUCGAAGAACUCACCGUCAAGGCGUUCAUUGCUUCGCGUCAGCACGCUGAGCACCUCAUCCACAUCGUCGAGGUUAUGCUUGACAGUGGGUUGCCAUGCUUCAAGCCGGAGACGAUUCAACACUUCAGGGAGAGGUUCGUUCUGGAGAAGAGUGAGAGGGAGGCCGGCGAAUUCAUGAAGGAGUUGGUGAAGAAGAGCGCAGGAAGCUACAGCACUGGUGGCUACGAUCGAUUCCAGUUGCUUACCAACGGUAUUCCUUUCUAAACAAGCAAGGAUCUGAAGGGAGAGCAGUUUAGUAUAUAGUAAUUGGACAGAGAAUGGGGUCUUCAGUGUAUAUUCACAGGGGACUGAGACCAGCUUUAAUUAACAAAUUCUCAUUAAUUGAUUUCUGACACUUGAUGUUUGAUUCGGC
Molecule: messenger RNA, 6042 nt
Organism: Aaosphaeria arxii CBS 175.79
Lineage: Eukaryota; Fungi; Ascomycota; Dothideomycetes; Pleosporales
Product: phosphatidylinositol 4-kinase-like protein STT4
Exons: 9
Coding region: 93-5894 (1933 amino acids)
Biological process (GO): phosphatidylinositol phosphate biosynthetic process; phosphatidylinositol-mediated signaling
Cellular component (GO): plasma membrane; cytoplasm
Molecular function (GO): 1-phosphatidylinositol 4-kinase activity
Source: RefSeq, a predicted model, not a curated record